AUGGACGGCCUCGAUAAGCCCGUGCACGAAGCAUUGCUCGACUACGAUCUCUUGAAUGCGUUCAGUGUCCAAGAAAACAACGUCGUAAAUCUAGCAACAGCGAAACCAUGGCGUAUGAAUCUCUGCGCUACGAGUGAACAAGAUCCUUGUACAUUUUUUGUUGCCACGGGGCAAUACGUUCAGGUUUACAAAAUCGAUCACUUUAGUGCCGCCUUCCGUGAACCUGUCAGAACACUCGCAACACCUAUCCCGAGACAAGGCCAGGACCUUGGAAUGGAUACGAUUAAUCAGAUUAAAGUGGGCAGAAUCUUCGAAAAAGAAGUGGUUGUCACAGUGUCUGAUGCGGGUGAUAUAUGGAUUUGGCGUACAGAUGCUUUACAUGAGCCACCCAUGACGAUAAACAACGAUGGUUCAUCCACUUGGGGUUUAGCCAUCCAUGGGGACCAAGGCUUCAUUGCAGUUUCUGCUAAUAGCUGGACUAUCAAUGUCUACAAUAUUGGUGAGAUGACGAAAAGCGAUCCUAUCUUUGGCAAACGACGGCGGACUGUUGUGCCAGUAAUGGAUGGAGUGACGAAACGAGAAUUGGGCGGACACACGGACAAUAUCCCUUGCAUUGACUUUAAUCGAUCUGGUCGGUACAUCGCUAGUGGCUCCAUUGAUCAAACAUGUAGAUUAUGGGACUUGAAAACUGGACAACAGGCGACGAUCCGUAAAAUCGAAAUGACUAGGCGAGAGAACGAGGCGUGGUGCUGGUCUGUAAAGUUUAUCUCACAGAAAGAUAUCAUGGUGGCACGGUGUACAGACAAACAAAUUAGCGAUGCCAUUAUGAGACGAAUCCACAAUUCUCGAUCCACCGCAUUGUCAGCGGUCGGUAUGCGUAACUCAGCUGCAUUACCGAUCUACCGUCUCAAUAUGGCAGGAUUCGAAGGAAUACACGCAUUCAUGCAACCAUUCGAAAGCGACAACGACGAAGAUGAUAUAGCUGAAGAAGAUGAAGACAACGAUAACAAUCAAAGAAGAAGGCCGUCAGAUGCCAUCGAUAUUCCAGACGAAGUGCGAGUUCCAGCUGCACAAUUACAACAAUUAGAGCUUGGCAACGAAAGUCUGCAAGCUUUAAGAAAUCGCGUUCAAGAUUUUCGUCAGCUAUUGGCAUCUGGUCCUUUCGAAGAAGAAAACGACGAUGAUGUCGAUGAUGAAUACGAGUACGACGACGACGAGCAACGACAAAACGACGAAGAAGAAGAGGAGGAACAAGACGAUGAUAUAUACCAAGGGCCAGAUGAAAACAUCACUGCAGCCUGGCGACAAGGUGCUGAGCAAUCUGGAUUGCCUGAGAACCAGGAUUUGAUGGAUUGGCUCAGCGAUGAAGAAGAUACUGCGGAUGAACCAUUUCUACGACGUUUACCAGGUGGUCAUCGAUUGCUGGCUCCUGAGGAACAUCGUGCGCUUGAAGAACAGAUGGUUGCUGAGCGAGCUGAGACAUUCCCGUUUCGAUUACGCAAUGUGCCGACAGAGGUGAUCCCAAUAAGUCAAAGUGGCUGGAGCGAUACCGAAUCGGACACUUCAUCAAACAACUCAGAACCUGACACUGUAAUGGAAGCUGAUGAGCCGAGUGGACCAUGGAUAAAGUCAAUGAUUCCACAAGUUAUGCGGUGCUCGUCCCCUGUAUCUCCAUCAAUGGAGAGCUUUCUUGACAACAAAAUCAAGAAACGCAGUGACGAACUUAUCAUGCUUACUACGCCAAAGGAUGUCAUAUUGCUGCAUCCGACCAUGACAAGGAUGGUAACAGAACGAUGGGAACGUAAUGUUAUUAGCAACGUCGAUGUCCGCUCAGACAGGCUACUCACGGCAAUGGAUCGCCUCAAUAUGGUUGAAUGGAUUCCAGAGUUGGAGCUCUAUGUUGCUGCUAGUCAAAAGGGAACAGUAGCACUUAUGCGCGUGAUCAAGGUCGAGUUAGAAAAUGGGCAAAGCACGCUUGUUUUCAAUAGUGAAAAGUAUUUACCUGAUUCUGGGCUGCGGAAUAGCCCACUUUAUGGAAUGACCGUGCAAAAGGCGGAGCAUGAUCGAAUGACAUCGCCUACUUAUUUGAUAUACCUCUUCUAUAAUGAUGGUUGCGUAUUGGGAUAUCGAAUAUCUCGGAAAACUGAUGAGCUGUUUGCGGAACCUAUUAUAUUGUAA
Molecule: messenger RNA, 2178 nt
Organism: Zychaea mexicana
Lineage: Eukaryota; Fungi; Mucoromycota; Mucoromycetes; Mucorales; Lichtheimiaceae
Exons: 8
Coding region: 1-2178 (725 amino acids)
Molecular function (GO): protein binding
Source: RefSeq, a predicted model, not a curated record